Symsagittifera roscoffensis is the source of this 1613-nucleotide messenger RNA. RefSeq names its product nicolin-1-like. Lineage: Eukaryota; Metazoa; Xenacoelomorpha; Acoela; Convolutidae. The transcript is spliced from 4 exons. Bases 447 to 1301 code for a protein of 284 amino acids. Gene Ontology annotation, cellular component: nucleoplasm. The record is from RefSeq and is a predicted model, not a curated record.
UAAACAAAUGAUAUAGAUUAAAAACAUUGAAAAUCAGCCACGCGUAUUUUUGGAGAUCUUUGCUUAAACAUUUUAAUACUUUUCGAAAUUAAAUAGAUUUUUAACUUCGGUUUUUAAACAAAGAAAUUAUUUAAUUUAUCUUCAUUAACGUCAAUAACAAUUAUCUUCGUGGAUCAAUUGUCUGUAACCACAGAUUGUCAAACUAACCAAAUUGACUCUUUUAUUUAUUAUUUCUUCCAUGGCUUUUGAUUACAUAUUGCAUCUUAUUUUUGCAGCGUGAUUUUAAAAAGACUUCAAAAUCAGAGCUACAGUCAAACUACCUAACAUAGAACUGUAAAAAGUAUAUAAUUCUGGUCUAAAUUCAAUUCUUACCGUUUUUUUGCAGAAGAUUUCUAUCUUACCAAAUUUGCAAACUAAUUGCCAAUAAUUGCACCAACGAUUGAGAAAUGCCGCCGAGCCAGUGUAGCUUAUCGUGGUUUGUGAAGAAGCCAGUCUACCUGUCUGUCUCCCAAUCCGACCCCUCCGACCUCACUCACUCGGGGGUGGCGGUGAUUGACGUCAUGUUUCCCACUGUCUCCUCCUUCCCCUUCAGCCAAAUGUCCUUCAAAAACAACUACACUGCAUUCAUAACACUCAAAGUCAAGUGCAAAGACAGCACGAAUGGAAGCCAAACAUCCAAAACACCCCAACAGAGCAACUCGUCAGGAGUGACCAUGGUCGGCAGAGAACCCAGUCGCGAGGCCCUGCAGACGUCGGCAGGGAUCUCAAAAAUCACUUCCAAAUGGAAAACGGUGCUAAAGAAUUUCCCACUGAUGCCGAAUCCAAAUUCAGAAGAAGGCUCACAGAAAACAUUUGUCAUAACAAGAGACGUGAUGAGACAAUUCAGCAGAGACGUGGUGCAGUUCAGACUGAUAAUCAGACAACCGUCUCCCUACUGGACAAAUUUCGACAUUGAGAACCUACACUUCGAACAGGAGGCCAAAAACAAUCAGGACCACAACUCAGCUCUUGCUCAUUCGCUUGUAACGACCCUCAAAGAAAUUAGCGAGCAAAAUAAGGACAGUUCAACUAAAAACCCAGAACAGGAGGAUUCAAACUCACAAGAAAUUUCAUCCUUGUCGAAGACAACAAAACCACAGAAUUCGAGAAGGGGUUUAGAAUUGAGAGCCGAAAAAGUAGGAUCGAUUCUUCAGAAUAUGUGGGCACUGACUGAACUGUAUUCCAGGGUUAAACAUACCGAGACAAUCGGAAGAUUCGACGUAGAAGGAAGUUACGAGAUUAAUUUAUUGUCGUAUAAUUAAAAAUAAACUAUAAUUUCAACAUUUUUUUGUUCUCAACAUCAAUUGUUCGACCAGUGAACGUGGAAAGAACUCUGAUCUCGGGAGUGUUUUUUUAAAACUCAAAAUUGAAUUAACAGUCAAUGAAAUUACAGAAUAUAUAGUGACAUAUCAUGUGCAAGCCCGACUAGUCAUGAUUGAACUGCAAUGAAAUUGCAUUUAAUUGAAAUUUUUUCAGUUUCGAUAAAAAUGGAGUUUGAUUUUUAAUUUGAGACAUAAGUACCAGAUUUUGCUAGUACUGAGGUAUUAAUAUGUUAGAGAUAUAGUCACAAAAGA